Dreissena polymorpha is the source of this 2806-nucleotide messenger RNA. RefSeq names its product transmembrane protein 187-like. The record is from RefSeq and is a predicted model, not a curated record. The transcript has 2 exons. Bases 194 to 1042 code for a protein of 282 amino acids. NCBI's taxonomy places the organism in Eukaryota, Metazoa, Mollusca, Bivalvia, Myida, Dreissenidae. Gene Ontology annotation, cellular component: transport vesicle.
UAUUUUGAGCCUACAACAACAACUUUGUCAACAGCAGCGAUUAAAGAAAAUUUGGCAACGUUUAACUACAAAGUGUAGUUGCAAUAAUCAAACUCCCAGCUAUUGACCCUCUGGGUGUACGUAUGUACUCAUAAAAGCUCAGAGCAUUCAAGAAGAACAACUACAAAGUGAGGUCCGGAAAUAAAAAGUAAAAAUGUUGGUUAAAUCGACAGAGGCUUCUACCAUGUUGCCAGCAGUAAUGGUGAAAGGAUUUUUUGUCAUUCUCACUGGAACAAGCAUCUUGUGCUGCCUAGUUUUCAGUGGGUACUUCCAGGAUGCCACAGUGGAGCUUGGACCCGACCACUAUGCAGAGAGGCUGCAUCCUGUGUUGGUCAAAGUCUUGCCGGCUUGGCUAGAUAUGCCUCUGAAUACAGCAGUCAACAUCGGUUACGUUAUUGUUGGAGCAGCUUGGUGUGCCUGCACCUCAGUGGCUCUCAUGAGAGGACAGUUGAAAGAUGAUGAUGCAAAGAUGUUUUAUGUUUUCAACAUUUUAAGCUGCUUCUAUGGCCCAAUACAGAUGCUAAGAAUUCUGACACAAGUGCAUGGUUUUGGUGUUUUGGACCAGUGGAUUACGUUUCCAUUCUUUAUGUGGACUUUCCUUUGGGGGCUUCACAUUUGUUUUGGUUGGAGCACACUGAGAAAUGUACUGAUGACCAGUGUUUCCAUAAGCAGUUAUGCCUCAGUCCUCAUUCACCCUCUCGGGUUUGAAAUCUGUCUGGGCAUUCAUAUUGCACUAGCUGUCAGUGGGGCACUGAUUGCAUGGAAUGCAAAUAAACAGGCAAAGUGUCUGAAGCAUUUUUUACUUGCAAUUCUUUCUUGCUUAGGGUUUGUCUUAAUAAAACUAAUGGAUUUGCAUCUGCCACAAUACUCCAGAUUGUUUGUGUAUGUAUCAGGCCAUUUCCUUUCGAAGAUUUGUGACAUUUUUCAAAUACAUUUUGUCAAUCAUUUUUUCCUAGAAAUAACACUGUCCCAAUAUGCAAAGGUACAGAAAAAGUCUGAAUGAAUUUGCAUCAAAGAAUGCUAACAAUAAUCAUGCAGUGUGCCUGUGAGGAGUCAACAUGUACAAAUAUUUUGCCAUUUCUAUUUAUAUCAAUGCAUAAUGAUGUUUGAAGAUCAUGUUUUAAUAUAAUGGUAAUGGUAUAUUCCGUGUAGAUUAUUUUACAGAUAUUUACACUUAGUAAAGGUUUAGUCUGAACUAUUUCCAGUUAUGGAAUAACGUUGACAAUUUUGUUAUAUGAUACACUGAGAUAUGAUUUUCUCGUUACCUUCACUGUUAUCAAGUUAGGAGCUAUUACUGCUCUCUUUAUAUUGGAAUAUUUGGUAGGUACAUGUAAAUGUACCUUUUUUUGGGUACUAAGUUUAAAUAGAGUACAAACACCUGAAUUGACUUGUUUCAUGCCGUCUAUACCCUGAUGUGACUUGUGUUUCUUUUUAUUGUAUUUUUAGGCCGAAAAUCUGCCACAAAUUCCCAAUAGAAAGUUUUUGUUUAGUUUUUUGGUAGAUCCAAAUAUACAGUUUGUUAAGUAUUUUGUUAUUUGUUUGUUGUGAAGUUUUCAAAUAAUAAUUUAAAAAGUCGGCAUAAUCACCAUCAACAUCAAACUGUGAUAAAUUUAUAAGAAAACAAGAGAUGUCACCAUAGGAUGACUUAUGCCCCCUAGAGACGCUUGAUAGAAGUUAUGAGCUUUUUUAAAAUCCUUAACGCAGAUUUCGAAACCUUAACAUGGGCCCUAAGUUCAAGGUCAAGGUCACAGUGUGCGUAUGGAAAGGCCUUGUCCAUAUACACAUGCAUACCAAAAAUGAAGGUUAUAUCUCCAGGGACAUAGAAGUAAUGAGAAUUUUUCGAAACCUAAACGCAGAUUUCGAAACCUAAACGCGGACCCUAAGUUCAAUGUCAAGGUCACAGGGGUCAAAAUUUGUGUGCGUAUGGAAAUGCCUUGUUAAUAUACACAUGCAUACCAAAUAUAAAGGUUAUAUCUCAAGGGACAUAGAAGUUAUGAGCAUUUUUCGAAACCCAAACACAAAGUUGGAAACCUAAACGCAGACCCUUAGUUCAACGUCAAGGUCACAGGGGUCAAAAUUUGUGUGCAUAUGGAAAGGCCUUGUCCAUAUACACAUGCAUACCAAAUAUGAAGGUUAUAUCUCAAGGGACAAAGAAGUUAUGAGCAUUUUUCGAAACCUAAACACACAUUUUGAAACCUAAACGCGGACCCUAAGUUCAACGUCAAGGUCACAGGGGUCAAAAUUUUUGUGUGUAUGGAAAGGCCUUGUCCAUAUACACAUGCAUACCAAAUAUGAAGGUAAUAUCUCCAGGGACAUAGAAGUUAUGAGCAUUUUUAGAAACCUAAACGCAAAGUGUGACGGACAGACAGACGGACGGACAGUCCGAUCACUUUAUGCCCUCCUACCGGGGCAUAAUUAACAACAUAUCAUGUUAGACAGGACUACUCAAGUUACACGCUUGUGGACAAGUGAAUAAUUUGUACUUCCAAACCUCUUUGUAUAGUGUACUGUGCUAAUCAUUGCCUGUUUAUUCUUUAUGAUUAUUUAUUGUAAACAUGUAUUACUAUAAUCUGUACAUAGUACUAUACAUGUAGUCAGUCCAUCAUGUAUUUUCAAGUGAUCUGCGGCAUUAACUUAAUAAUUAUAUUUUGUAUUUGCUGUCUGUUAUUGUGUUGCUGUAUUAUAUAUAUAUAUUGUAUUAACUGUAUCAAUUAUAAUACAAUAAAAAAUAAAGAGCUACAAAUUAAGUAAUAACUCUUGAAGCGAC